This is a messenger RNA of Stegastes partitus (bicolor damselfish), 1262 nucleotides long. Its product is annotated as anthrax toxin receptor 2-like. Gene Ontology annotation, molecular function: transmembrane signaling receptor activity. The record is from RefSeq and is a predicted model, not a curated record. The transcript has 9 exons. The coding region runs from base 278 to 1243 and encodes 321 amino acids. Lineage: Eukaryota; Metazoa; Chordata; Actinopteri; Pomacentridae. Gene Ontology annotation, cellular component: cell surface; plasma membrane.
CUGUGAUUUGGUGGAUCUCGGAGUGACUCCUGGGCCGGUUGACGUUGUUGUUCUCUUUAUUGAGGAUGUGAAUGAGCGAGCAGUGAGUCAGGAAGAUGUAGAAACGGCCGUGACGCGGUGAUUUCCUUUAUUUUGCAGCUCCAACGACUCGACUCGCUUUUAUUUUGGAGGAGUUUGUUUGACAUGUAGCUGCUCAUCCAGCUGCCUUUGUCAAACAUAGUUCAUCCUUAUUUCCUAAACAGACCUGAUCUACUGAUUUUACUUUAUUUUUUGGAGGAUGAAAAUGUUGGAGAAGUUGUCACGUUGUUUCCCAGCGGAGGAGAAAGUUCCUCCCCGGAGCGGCCGCUGGACUUCAGCCGCGGUGGCUGUGCUUCUGCUGGGCUUGUUUGCUUCGUCUUGCUGGGCAGAAGAAGCCUCCUGUCACGGAGCCUACGACCUCUACUUUGUUCUAGACAAGUCUGGAAGCGUCGCCACCGACUGGUUCGAGAUUUACUCCUUUGUGAAGAAUCUGACCGACCGGUUUGUGAGCCCCAGGAUGAGGGUCUCGUUCAUCGUUUUCUCGGCCCGAGCACAAGUUCUGCUGCCUCUGACCGGAGACAGAAACGAGAUCGAAGAAGGCCUGCAGCGGCUGAAGGCCGUGGUUCCAGCGGGUGAAACAUACAUGCACGAAGGACUCAAGGAGGCCACAGCUCAGAUACAGAAGCAGUCGAUCAAGUCGGCGAGCAUCAUCCUGGGACUGACGGACGGGAAGCUGGCGGUUUACGUCCACGAGCUCACCGUAAAGCAGGCCGACGAGGCGAGGAAGUACGGCGCCCGCGUUUACUGUGUGGGAAUCAAGGACUUCGAUGAGCAGCAGCUUGCCGAUAUCGCCGACACCAAGGACCAUGUGUUUCCUGUCAAAGAUGGCUUCCACGCUCUCAAAGGCAUCGUCAAUUCUAUAUUAAAGCGAUCAUGUACGGAGAUCAUGAGCGUGGAGCCGUCGAGCGUCUGCGUGAACGAGUCCUUCGACAUCGUCCUCCGAGGGAACGGCUUCACCCCCGGACGCAGCAACGAGGGCGUCGUCUGCAGCUUCAUCAUCGACCAGCAGACCAUCAGUAAGUCCUGGAAGCUGCAGUACGUCACGUGUGCAGCCGGUCACGUCUGCAGCAGAGUCUCACAGGUCAUAAAAAUGAAAAAACGCCAACUUCAGAGUCACAUAACAAUCCUCGUCCGGCCUGCACUGAUAUCUGCUGCGACGUUAUGAUCUCAAGGCGCUCACGUGA